Molecule: messenger RNA, 1044 nt
Organism: Closterium sp. NIES-65
Lineage: Eukaryota; Viridiplantae; Streptophyta; Zygnematophyceae; Desmidiales; Closteriaceae
Source: the annotation of a GenBank genome assembly
AUGGCGCUGCGUCCUUCCACUGCUCCUCUACAUGUCCCGUUGCUGUCUCCUCCAGAGUCCUCUGUUCCUACUCUUGCUGACCCGGAGUCUGACUCUCUUCGUGCUGCUAGUCCUCCGGUCACGCGUCUCCUGGCUACUGUUGUCACUGACCCUUCCUUUGAGUCCACUGUUGCGUUUGCCCUCGUUGCUGAGCUUUGGGCUCUUGGCACGGACGUCCUUGAGGACAGGCAGGAGGAGUUCCAGUGCUUUGCUGCUGCUUUGCCCCAUCUCGUGUCCACGCUGAUUGCCCUUGAGGGAGACCCGGAUGCACCAGACAUCCCGACUCCUCGAUCGGUGAAGCGGCCGCCGGGUUCUCCGCUUAUCUUCAAGGCGCGUUACGUGGCUCGUGGCUUCAGUCAGCGGCGGGAAGUUGACUAUUUUCAGACCUUCUCUCCCACCCCGAAGAUGACCACUCUUCGGGUGCUGCUGCACAUAGCCGCUCAGCGUGACUACGAGCUUCACUCUCUUGACUUGUGUGCAGCUUUCCUGCAGGGCAGCAUGCACGAGGAGAUCUGGCUGCGCCGCCCUCCUGGCUUCACUGUGUCGUUUCCUCCUGGUACCCAGUGGAGCCUCCGGCGGCCAGUCUACGGUCUCCGCCAGGCGCCCCGUGAGUGGCAGGAGACACUGAGGACUACUCUUGUGGCUCUUGGGUUUGCUCCUUCUACAGCCGACCCGUCGCUGUUUCUGCGCACCGACACCUCUCUGCCGCCGUUCUACAUCCUCGUGUACGUCGACGACUUGGUCUUUGCCACUGUUGACACUGCUGGACUCGCCCACGUGAAGUCGGAGCUGCAGAAGAGACACACGUGCACAGACCUGGGUGAACUGCGCAGCUACCUUGGCUUGCAGAUCACCCAGGACAGAGCACAGCGCACCAUUACCCUGACUCAGUCACACAUGGUGGAGCAGGUCCUUCAGCGCUUCGGCUUCACGUACUCCUCGCCUCAGGCCACUUCUCUGUCUACUCGCCACUCGCUCUCAGCCUGCCUUCGGAUGAGUCCGUAG